CUAGAACGCUCACACUCAAGAGUUUUUAAACCCCUCUGCUGAGUUUCCAUGUGGAUGGUUGAGAAGAUCCGUGUGUCAGUGGAGAGAACCAACCUUCCCCUCCCCACGGCAGAGCACAGUCUCAGGCUCACAGACAUCAUGUUUGGAGAUAAAACCGCCUCAGACAAAAGCAAGAAGAUCUCCCUGUGCCCCAAUGUCAUCACCCCGGAUACCAUCCCAGAGUUCUGCAUCCCACCAAAGAUCUGUAGCCCAUCCGAGCAGCGGGGCACAGAGCUGAUAAGAAACGCCCCUGGGCACAGGGCAGCCCCAUCCGAGCGGGGUACUCCCAGCAGUGAGGCCCCAACACGUGAGCUAAUGAACACCCACAUCAUCCAGGUGGAAAGUGUGGACGAGGCGCCCUUCGACAAUGGAUACAGCGAUGAGGAGACCACCAACGCAGACCCCCAGAGCCAGGCGGCUCUCUCCCUCCCGCACCUGGCCAAAGCCCAGACCUGCUACGGCUUCUGCACCCUGCUGGAGAGCCCCCACACCCGCAGGAAGGAGUCCCUGUUCCACAGCGACCCCAGCUCCUGCGGCAUCCCCCUGGUGCUGCCCCGCAGUCGCUCCAACACCUGCUCCAAAUCCUCACCCUCCUCGCAUUCCUUCAGUCUGAGCGCACUCAGCUCCAGGCUCUCCCCCAGGGGCCUCUCGCUGAGCCGCCAGGGCACCUUGGACAGCGACACCACCUCCUCCACCGAGUCGUCCCCCUUCAGCUCCCCGAUGCUUGCCAGGACGCCUCCCAAGUCCUCUCUCUUCAAGGCUCUGAGCCAUGAGAAGCUGCUUUCCCGGGGCAGCAGGAAGGUUGUGUCCCGGAACAACUCCCUCUCGACGGACGAGGGGAGCUCCACAGACAACAGCCCCAACGUGCUGAGGAGGGCAUCCGAGGGGCUGCUGGAGGGCCCUCCCUGUUUCGGACUGGCCCCGCCUGCCAUCUUCCCCAUGGACCUGGUGCUGUACCGGGACCGAGUCACGAGGGAGAGCCGCGUUCCCCUGGGAAGGGACGGGACGCUGCGUCUGUCGGCAGAGUACUGCCCAGAGACACAGAGACUGCGCGUGCGACUGAUCAGUGCAGAGGGGCUUUACGCCGCGACCUCUGACCCCAAAGGCAUCAACUGUAGCGUCAGCGUCUCCAUGAUGCCAGGGAAGACCCAGAAACAGCGCAGCACUGUCAUCCGCAAGAGCCGCAACCCCAUCUUCAAUGAGGACUUCUUCUUCGACGGGGUUCCCGAGGACGACCUAGCCAACAGGUCACUGCGUUUCAAAGUGGUCAACAAAAUGUGCUCGAUGAAGAGGGACUACACACUGGGAGACUGUGAACUUCCUCUGACCAGCAUAUUAACUUUGUAA
Messenger RNA from Megalops cyprinoides (Indo-Pacific tarpon), 1386 nucleotides. Its product is annotated as C2 calcium-dependent domain-containing protein 4C-like. Bases 49 to 1386 code for a protein of 445 amino acids. The transcript has 2 exons. Lineage: Eukaryota; Metazoa; Chordata; Actinopteri; Elopiformes; Megalopidae. The record is from RefSeq and is a predicted model, not a curated record.